AUGAAUAUAAAAGAACUAAAUCAGUUUAUGCUUGAUUACGAACUCAAACCUACCUAAAAACUAUUUAAAUACCUCGUAAUCAUUGGAAUUUAAGCUAUGAAAACAAAAACUUCAGACAUUUCCAUCGAAACUAUUAAACUUAUUGCAAGCUCUUGCAAAUAACAAAAACUAAGAGAUGGAAUGGCAGAACUCAAAGAAAAAGUCAUUAACAUAUAAUAAUCUUUGUCUCCAUAGAAAGGAAACUUCAAUUUUUAUCAACCUAAAUCUGUUUUGAAUUCUAAGGAUCAAUUAAUGAAUUCGCAAUUCUCACCAAUUCUUAAGAAAAAGGAUGAUUUAUAAAUUAAAUCUAAAAAAGCAUAAAUAUAGUAAGACAUUGAAUCCAAUCUGAAAUCGUUAAAUUUCAAUAAAAAAGAAAAUAAUCAACAAGCCAAUCAAUUUUAAUAGAAAAAUAAACCCUACCAAUUACCCUAAUAGUCAAACAAUUAUUUUACUCAGAAAAAAGUUAGUCUUGAUCAAAUUGCAAAUAAUUUUCUGAGUUCUCCUUUAGUAAAGAACCCUGUGUCAGCCAGAAAUAUUACUUAAAAAGAAAGCGAACUUAAACAUUUCUUUUAGAACUCAUGGAAACUAAUUUGA
Messenger RNA from Paramecium tetraurelia, 633 nucleotides. RefSeq lists its product as uncharacterized. Lineage: Eukaryota; Ciliophora; Oligohymenophorea; Peniculida; Parameciidae. The record is from RefSeq and is a predicted model, not a curated record. The transcript is spliced from 3 exons.